AAGACCAGAGUGACAAAACCCUAAAAUCGAAACCUCAGACUUUUUACGGGUCUUCGAUUUGAAGACGAAGAAGACCUGAAAGGCCUGAAAGGCUGAAUCCAAGAACCCUAAGAGUCAACAGUAAGUACCAACAAUUUUAUAAUGUCGUUGUCAAAGAGUUCGAAGAUGCUUCAAUUCAUAAACUACCGGAUGCGCGUGACCAUCCAAGACGGUCGCCAGCUGAUCGGAAAAUUCAUGGCCUUUGACCGUCACAUGAAUCUCGUUCUCGGUGACACUGAAGAGUUUCGUAAGCUUCCCCCAGCUAAGGGCAAGAAAAACAACAACAAUGAGGAACGUGAGGACCGUCGCACUCUGGGUCUCGUCCUUCUCAGGGGUGAAGAAGUCAUUUCCAUGACCGUUGAAGGUCCUCCUCCUCCUGAAGAGUCACGUGCAAAGGCCGUCUCCGGCUCUGCUGUUGCUGGUCCCGGUAUUGGCCGUGCCGCUGGCCGCGGAGUCCCCACUGCUCCGCUUGUCCAAGCCCAGCCGGGUCUCGCUGGACCCGUUCGUGGCGUUGGUGGUCCUGCUCCUGCCAUGAUGCAGCCACAGAUCGCCAGGCCACCUGUCAGUUACCCGCCAGCUGCCCCACCUGUGAUUCGUCCGCCUGGUCAGAUGCCUCCAGCUGGAAUGUUUCCGGGACAGGCUACACCACCAAUGGCACGGGGCCCUCCGCAGCCGGUCCCAUCUCCUUUUGGGGUUCGGCCGCCACCCCAGCAGUUCCCGAUGCCUCCACAGCAGUUUGGGGCUCAGAGAUCAAUGGUGCCGCCUCCACCUGGGCCAAUGAUGAGAGGGCCUCCUGCUCCUCCGCCAGCUCGUCCGGGAAUGCCGGGUGCACCUCCUCGUCCGGGGAUGCCUCCACCGCCUGGUGCUUCAAUUCCUGGUUUUGCACCUCGUCCUGGGAUGCCACCACCCCCGGGAAAUCCUCCACGGCAGCAACAGUGAUGGGUGUUGUGAAACUUUUGUAGUGAAGACCUUGAUCUCAACCCAAUGUUCUUGUCACGCGUAAGCUUGCCUUGAGUUUGGCAGUGAUUUAGAAUCACAUGAUUCUCUUUCUCCCCUAGUUGAGGAAUUUGUUGACAGUAUUAUUAUAGAACAAUAUGUAUUGUUUUCAUAGUUUUGGCCAAUGGAAACAAAAAGGGUUUUUCAGACAAAUAGUCUUGCCGUGUAGGUGUUUUAAGCAACUUAUUAUUAUCCUAUUAUUGUGUUUUUGUUAGGAGUUUUCUCUUUCUGUCGCAUUGUUUGACUUGUUGCACUAUAUAAUGAAUAUGCUGCAUUCAUCCUA
Mangifera indica (mango) is the source of this 1318-nucleotide messenger RNA. RefSeq names its product small nuclear ribonucleoprotein-associated protein B'-like. The coding region runs from base 142 to 978 and encodes 278 amino acids. The record is from RefSeq and is a predicted model, not a curated record. The transcript is spliced from 2 exons. Gene Ontology annotation, biological process: mRNA splicing, via spliceosome. Gene Ontology annotation, molecular function: RNA binding. Lineage: Eukaryota; Viridiplantae; Streptophyta; Magnoliopsida; Sapindales; Anacardiaceae. Gene Ontology annotation, cellular component: U4 snRNP; U1 snRNP; catalytic step 2 spliceosome.